Molecule: messenger RNA, 1296 nt
Organism: Guyanagaster necrorhizus
Lineage: Eukaryota; Fungi; Basidiomycota; Agaricomycetes; Agaricales; Physalacriaceae
Product: DUF383-domain-containing protein
Exons: 8
Coding region: 1-1296 (431 amino acids)
Source: RefSeq, a predicted model, not a curated record
AUGGAGGCACAGCUAAGAGAGAUUGUUCCAUUUCUGCGUGACAAGAAUCCCCAAGUACGGCACCUAGCGCUUUCAACACUUCUACCGCAAACAGCAAAGGAUGCGCCGCACAGAAAUAUCUUUCUAUCUGGGCUACAGUCAGGCGGCCUUCAAAAGUCUAAAGAGGCGGAAAUAAUCAAGGACUUGAAGCUUCUCUGUCGUGACCAGCUGGCCGUAGCUCAUGACGCAUUCAAAGCGCUCGUGAACUUGACCGACUCGCCUUUGGUUGUUCAGAUGUUGUCGGAUGCUAAUUUUAUGAACUUCAUAGUUUCCUAUAUCAUAAAUCCAGACGCCAUUCUAGCGGACCUAGCGUCAAUGUUACUGUCAAACCUAACAGCUUCUUCCGUGGCAUGCUCAUUGAUUAUAUCUAUGACCGUGAACGUGAUUUCGGAUCCAAAAGUCAAAAAUUCAUUCUAUCCCACUCAGUCACGGAGUGGAUCGUGUCCUGCUCCGGUGCCAUACCCUUCUGGCAAAGCGAGCGAUGUUCUCGCAUUACCAUUUUUACUAGAUGCUUUCGUUCAAGGCGCACAGUUGAAACAAACAGAAGAUCCUUCAAAACACUUGCGCAAGAGCGAGCUCCAUUUCCUAGCCAGCGUUUUCGCCAAUAUUGCAUCGUCAUCGGGUGGCCGUAGUUUCUUCUUUACCCCAAGACCAGCCAAUUUUUUGAUACCGAACGACGCAAUUGAAUAUCCUUUAGCCAAACUGGUGACCUUUACUGAGCACAAGGACACUAUUCGAAGAGGUGGGGUUGCCAAUACAAUAAAGAAUUGUUCAUUCCAUUCAGCGGGUCAUUGUGCUAUGCUCACACUCGAGAAUACUCUCGUAGCUGUUCCACCCUCGACCAUUGAGGCGCCAGGCAUUGACGUUCUGCCAUACUUGCUUCUACCUCUGGCAGGUCCUGAAGAAUUUGACUUGGAGGACCAAGAGAAACUACCGGAAGCUCUACAGUUUCUAUCUUCAGACAAAACCAGGGAACCCGAUCAAGUAAUCAGGUUAGCGCAUGUCGAGACGUUGCUCAUUUUCUGCCACACACGUUGGGGACGCGACUACCUGCGUGGCCAUGGCGUCUAUGAGAUCAUAAGAGCUACACAUGAAAAUGAGACUGUCGACAAGAUUUCUGAACAUAUAGAGAGACUCGUUAAUCUUCUAAAACGUGAUGAGCCUCCCGAGCAAGUGGAGAAAGUGUCAGAAGAUCUUGCCAACGCGCAUAUCGAAGAUGAUGAUGACGACGAGGAUAAUAAAAUCGAAGAAGUCUAG